CGUCGCGAAGCCGACGCCGCGGUGAGCGCGGGGCGUGUACUCGUGAACGGUGAGCUCGUGCGUCCGUCGCAGCGCGUCAAGGCGGGAGACGUGGUGACUCUGGACGGCAAGGUGAUGCUCUGGGAGGCGUACGCGAGACGCGUCGAAGAGGAAAUCGCGAACGACGCGACGUCGUCGUUCGUGUAUUUGUUGUAUAAUAAACCUCGUGGCGUCGUGUGCACGAUGGAACCGCAUCAACGAACGUCGUUGCAUUUCGCGCUCGAACGCGAGCGCGCUCGCAUGAAAAAGAUACGAAUAUUUCCAGUCGGUAGGCUCGACAAGGAUUCGAGCGGGUUGGUGCUGUUGACGAACGACGGACGCGUGAGCGAUGCUUUGCUCGAUCCGAGCAGGAAGGCGGAGAAAGAGUACGACGUAGAUGUCGAUCGUGACGUGAGCGCGGCCGACGUCGAGCGUCUGGCCGCGGGGGUCGUCAUCACGACGCUUCAACAGCGAACGAUGACGGAGACGACGGCGCCGACGCAGCCGUGCGAGGUGAGAAAGAUCGGACCUAGGACGCUGCGUUUCGUUUUGAAGGAAGGAAGAAAUCGACAGAUUCGAAAGAUGUGCGAAGCUUUGUCGUACGACGUUACGCGAUUGCAUCGAACGCGCAUCGCCGAGCUCGAGCUCGGCGACUUGGAAAUCGGCGGCUUGCGUCCGCUCGACGUCGACGAGCUG
Molecule: messenger RNA, 714 nt
Organism: Ostreococcus lucimarinus CCE9901
Lineage: Eukaryota; Viridiplantae; Chlorophyta; Mamiellophyceae; Mamiellales; Bathycoccaceae
Exons: 1
Biological process (GO): pseudouridine synthesis
Molecular function (GO): pseudouridine synthase activity; RNA binding
Source: RefSeq, a predicted model, not a curated record